Molecule: messenger RNA, 2097 nt
Organism: Prorocentrum cordatum
Lineage: Eukaryota; Dinophyceae; Prorocentrales; Prorocentraceae
Source: the annotation of a GenBank genome assembly
AUGGGAGCCUGGACGGUGAGCCUGGCAAACCCGACAAAGUGGUUGGUGGUUCUGUUUUGCCGUAGCAUACCCACCGUGGUCGCCAUCGGAACGCAGAUGCGCACCAACAUUUCCUCGGAGUCUGCCACUUCCUGGACGUUGCUGCUCAGCUCUACCUUGGGUAAUACUAACAUCGGUGACUUCUCCUGGGGCUCCACGUACGGAAGCGAGAGCAGCUACACUUGGUCGGACUAUCGGAUCGGAUACACUGGGUCGCAGCUCCAGAGUAUCGGCAUGACUGGUAUGCGCAUCACUACCGCAUCUGGAUAUGCAGUUGAGCACUACUGGACCUUGAGUACCUCGGGUUUCGACAACACGUGCACGAGCUGCAAUUGCGGCGGCAACAGCCUCGGAAGCAACUACUACUGGCACGGUGGACGCGGCGGAUGCUAUGGCUCGUCGCACUUCGGGCUCAAGAGGGAGGCCGACGUGCACAGCGCGUGCAACGCUGGGGGUUGGGAAUACGGCAACGCCUGGGGCCACUUCCACCGCACGCACGUGAACACGGGCGUCUACUUCUUCGGCGACAGCUGCAUCAACGAGAAUGAGUGGGGGGAGCGGUACUACUUCUGGGGCGCCCUUACGCUUUGGCAGGUCCGAUACCGGACGCGCAGAGCCCCCCAGAUCUUCCAGCUCGGCGGGUCGAUGUCCCGCGAUGGCCGCCUCGGCACGGCGACAAGGGCGCCGCCCGAGGCGGGCGCGUCGGGCCCGCUCGUCGCUACCGCCCGCGCGGCUGUGCGCGCGGAGCUGGGCGAGCUGGCGGCGGCCCUGGUAGGCCUGGAGCGGCCCGAUGGUCACCCCGCGACGCCUCGGUCGCGGCUGAUGGAUUCGACGCGCGCCAUCGUCCGCCUGUGGCGCCAGUUCGCCCCCGCCAGCAGCGAGGCGCAGGGAGGCGAUGGCGUGAUCGCGGCAGACAGGGUGAAGGAGGUCCUGGGGGGGCAGCUGCAGAACAAGGUGAGCGCCCUGAACGGGCACUCGGUGGAUGAGGUCGUCCAGAUUUACAUGCAGCCGGACUCCACGGGGGUGGUGGGCUUCCUGCAGUUCUGGCGCGGCAUGGAGGAGAUCCUCCGGGCCUGCGGUACGCAGCGGAGCCUGUUGUCGCCCGCCCAGGAGGACGCGCUCGCCGGCUUCCGGCGCAUCCGCCAGUGCGUCCUCGACUGGGGCGCCAAGGAGGGCGUCCCGACCGAGCAGUGCACCAUACAGGUGGAGGACCUUCGGUACUUCAUCGAGCGGUCCAUGGGCGAGCUGGGCCCCGACGGGCAGCACUUCUGGAGGACGCGAGCGGAGGGGCUGCCCGUCGACGAGGCGGUUUCAGGCGAGGAGGUGGCCGCGGCGCUGCUGGUGUGGCUGGAGCACCUCCUGGACGAGGACGACCUCGAGGCCACGAACCUCGACCGGACGGACAUGCAGUCUGGACGCUCGCGCUCGUCGGGCUCCUCGAGCGUGGACGAGCCUCAGUUUUUCGAGGACGACGCCAUCUCGCCAGUGCGCUCGUCGGCCAGGACGGCUGCGCCAGGGCUGCCGCCACGGUCUCCAGACGAUAGUCAUUCCUUGCUCUUCAGCGCCAGGACCGGCACGGCGCAGACCCCGCUGACCGCCGCGUUCGCCGUGGGCGAGGGCGUGCGCAUGGAGCAGCAGCCACCAGCCACGCCCCUGGGCCCCCCGCCGAGGCGCAGCGUGCAGGCGCCCCUCCGGAACAGCCUCGGCGUGGACCUCCGCGCCGACUCGGCUGCGGGCCGCGCCAGCUUGGAGAGUCGGCGGCCCAGCAGCGGGGGCGUCGGCGACCUCGCGCGCCGGCGAGCGGGCACCACGCCGCUCGAGGCGGCGCUCGCCGCGAUCGUCGGCCGCGACGACCGCCGCCCGGCGUCGCCGACGAAGGCACAGGCAGCGGAGUGGCGCGAGGCGAUCGAGUUCCAGGCGGGGGCUUCGCGGCCGCCGCCCCACCCGCGCGAGCGCCAGAGCCUACCCUGCCGCACCUGUUGCACUCGCGGCGAGCUGCCCGGCAUGCGAUCGCCCAGCAGGGGCCUCGGCGAUGCCAAUCUCGCGUUGGGAUCUUGA